AUGGCUGGUGAGGGGAAAAGCUGUGUUUCCACGGAAGCGUGUGAUGUGUUGGAAUCGGUUUCUUUUCUGAACAUAGAGGGUAAACCUUCACCCUUAGAGUCAACGGUAUUGCCUAAUACAGAGGAACAGCAGGUAUAUGAGCCUUUGAAAGUCUUCUUGAGAGUGAGGCCCUUUGCUUUAGCAGAGCUUGAAAGCCAUGAAUCCCAGGGUUGUGUUACUAUUAAAGAUGCCCAGACAGUAAUUCUUAGUGCACCCAAAGAGUCUUCUGCAAUGAAGAACAGUGAGAGAGGCAUUGGUCAUGCUGUGCACAGCUUUACCUUUUCUCAGGUCUUUGGACCAGAAACUACUCAGAGUGAAUUUUUUGAAGGCUCAACGAAAGAUAUCAUAAGAGCAUAUGUUAAUGGAGUGAAUGGACUGGUAUUUACUUAUGGAGUUACAAACGCAGGCAAGACAUUCACUAUCCAAGGGACUUCAAAAGAUCUUGGUAUUUUACCUCGCUCACUUGAUGUGAUUUUUAACCACAUAAGAGGAAGACAUUACCUGAAGAUGAACUUCAAACCAUAUUUGAGCAGUGAUGUUAAGAAACUAGAAGAUGAACAAGUUAAGCAAGAAGAAGCCUUAAAAGCUGCUCUUCUUGCAUCAUUGAAAGAGGAGACAGAGAGCAUCUCAAGUCCUACAACAAAUUUCUGUGAUGUGAAGUUGGAUUCUUCUAACUGUACUUCAGACAAUCACCCUUCUAACUCCCUAGCAGAGAAGAACUUUGCUCCAUUUGACAUUCAUAGGACCCAUAUGCACCAAAGAACACAAGCAUCUGUGUGGAUUUCCUUUUGUGAAAUUUAUAAUGAAUAUGUGUAUGACCUAUUAAGUAUUUUAUCUGCAUCAAAAACUCAAAGGCGCAGAGUUUUAAGAAUUUGUGAGGAUCAAGGAGGAAAUUGUUACAUUAAAGAUUUAAAGUGGAUUAAUGUUCAGAGCACUGAAGAAGCCUGCAGACUACUAAAAGUAGGAAACAAGAACCGAAGCUUUGCCUGUACCAGAAUGAAUGAGCAAUCAAGUAGAAGUCACAGUAUAUUUUCCAUCAGGCUGCUCAAGCUAACUGAUGAGCAUCAGCCACGUGUUCUUGGAGUAUCAGAGUUGUCUUUCUGUGACUUGGCUGGUUCAGAGAGGUGUAAUAAAACACAUGUCUUUGGAGACAGACUAAAAGAAGCAGGAAAUAUUAAUAAUUCUCUUCACAUCCUUGGAAAGUGCAUUGCAGCAUUGAAGCAAAAUCAAAACCCAAAGAUGAAGCCAAGCUAUAUUCCAUUCAGAGAGAGUAAAUUGACUCGUCUGUUUCAGCCAUUUUUUUGUGGGAAAGGCAAAGCUUGUAUGAUUGUAAACAUCAAUCAGCAUCCUUCCACCUAUGAUGAAACACUGCAUGUAAUGAAAUUUUCGGCUAUAGCCAGGCAGGUUACCCAGACGAUCCUGCCAAACAAUUUUGGUUAUUUUCCACCAAAACUAGUUGGAGGUGAUGUCAAACCUAUCAUGCACUUUGAUGCUAGCACAUCUGUGGAUGACUUUGCUGGCAGUACUGAAACCUCUGCAGAAGAGGAAGUGGACAUCACCAUUCUGAGUCAUGAGGAGCUUUUGAAAGCUGCAGAGGACUUAAAGGAGAAGGUAGCUGCAGAAAGGCAAAGUAAGCUCUUUCUGGAGGUGAAGAUACGUAAAGAGAUGGCAGAAGCAAUGUUUCAACAGCUGUUGGAAACAGAGGAAGCCUGGAGCAACCGCUUGGAGGAUAUGAAGGACAGUUAUGAGGAAAAGCUCGAGAGCAAAUUUGAAAUGUAUAAAGAGGCCAUUAAGAAACAUGCUUAUAUGUGUGCAAUGGAACAAAUUGAAGACCAUUAUGUUCCCAUAGAAGAAUUUCUAGCUGAACAAGAGAAAGUUGAGGAUAGAGAGAGGAAAAUACUGCAAUUGCAACGACAACUUGAUGAACAGUCAGGGAGGCUGUUGGCUCUGGGAAGUCUGAGCUCGGAUGUUCUGACUACUGAAAAUAACAUGGAACGAGAUCUUAUGGACAGAACAUUGAAGAGAGCCACUGAAGUAUUGCAGAAACAAUGUGAAGAGAAGGAAGAGCUUAUAAAGUCUCUGAAGUGUAAAAUACAGAAACUAAAUGAAAGCCUGCUAGAAGCUAAUGAAGGCUACAGAAAAAUGGCAGAAGAAAACAGUCAACUGAAGCACACCAUCAUGCUCAAGGAUCAAGAAAUGACUAGUCUUCAGAACUGGGCUAAACGUGUUCUUGAGCUUGAAGAAACAGUGUCUUCCCUGCAAAAAGAACUUGGAGAACAGAAAAAGCAUUUCUUUGCAGAGGAGUCAAAACAGCAGAAACCUAGGAGAGGUUUGCUGGCUAACCUGAAAUCCACAGUAGCAUCCACUGAUGGUACACCUCUUGGUAAAGGCUGGGGGAAGUAUGAAGAGGCUUCACCCAAUUCAAGAAAACAAGUACUGUUGCCUCAUAAAGCAAAAGAAUAGUAUUUGAUAAAUCAAAGUGUGCAAUUACUGGGCUUCUUUAUUGGUCCUAAACUGUUGAUAGCUCUUUCUCACUCUUAGAUGUCAUCUUCACUGUCAUGUUGACUGACAGAAAAAUGUUUAAUACAGAACUUUUUAAAUUGAAUCAGGGUUGAAUU
This is a messenger RNA of Catharus ustulatus (Swainson's thrush), 2657 nucleotides long. RefSeq names its product kinesin-like protein KIF20A. NCBI's taxonomy places the organism in Eukaryota, Metazoa, Chordata, Aves, Passeriformes, Turdidae. The transcript is spliced from 18 exons. The record is from RefSeq and is a predicted model, not a curated record. Gene Ontology annotation, molecular function: microtubule motor activity; microtubule binding; ATP binding. Bases 1 to 2502 code for a protein of 833 amino acids. Gene Ontology annotation, biological process: microtubule-based movement. Gene Ontology annotation, cellular component: kinesin complex; nucleus; microtubule.